This is a messenger RNA of Amphibalanus amphitrite, 3449 nucleotides long. Its product is annotated as acetylcholine receptor subunit beta-like 2. Bases 43 to 1626 code for a protein of 527 amino acids. NCBI's taxonomy places the organism in Eukaryota, Metazoa, Arthropoda, Thecostraca, Balanomorpha, Balanidae. Gene Ontology annotation, biological process: nervous system process; chemical synaptic transmission; signal transduction. The transcript is spliced from 12 exons. Gene Ontology annotation, molecular function: acetylcholine-gated monoatomic cation-selective channel activity; transmembrane signaling receptor activity. Gene Ontology annotation, cellular component: postsynaptic membrane; neuron projection; synapse. The record is from RefSeq and is a predicted model, not a curated record.
GGGGCGGAGAGCGGCGGCGGCGGUCGGCAAGGCGGCAGCGACAUGCAGCGGCGCGGUGGCUCGAGUACCGCGGUCGUGCUUCUGCUCCUGGUGGCGGCGCUGAUCGAUGGCUCGGACGCCAAUCCCUACGCCAAACGGCUGUACGAUGACCUGCUAAGCAACUACAACCGGCUCAUCCGACCCGUGGGAAAUAACACCGAGAAACUCACCGUCUGGCUCAAACUCAAACUCUCGCAGCUCAUCGAUGUGAACCUGAAGAAUCAGAUUAUGACGACCAACGUCUGGGUCCAACAGAAAUGGUUCGACUACAAGCUCAGCUGGAACCCGGCCGAUUACGGAGGAGUGGACAAGCUGUACGUGCCGUCCGAGCACAUCUGGCUUCCCGACAUCGUCCUCUUCAACAACGCUGACGGCAACUACGAGGUGACGCUGAUGACCAAGGCGACGUUGCGCCACGACGGCCAGGUGGUCUGGAAGCCGCCGGCCAUCUACAAGUCCUCCUGCGAGAUCGACGUGGAGUGGUUCCCCUUCGACGAGCAGAGCUGCGUCAUGAAGUUCGGCAGCUGGACCUACGACGGCUUCCAGGUGGACCUGAAGCACAUGGAGCAGAAGUCGGGCAGCAAUAUCGUGGACAUCGGGAUCGACCUCACCGAGUACUACAUGAGCGUCGAGUGGGACAUCCUCGAGAUCCCGGCCAAGCGGAACGAGGAGCUGUACGUGCAGACGCCGUAUCCAGACAUCACAUUCAACCUGACAAUGCGGCGGAAGACGCUCUUCUACACGGUGAACCUCAUCAUCCCCUGCGUGGGCAUCUCUUUCCUGACCAUCCUGGUGUUCUACCUGCCGUCCGACUCGGGCGAGAAGGUCACCCUGUGCAUCUCGAUCCUGCUGUCGCUGACAGUGUUCUUCCUGCUGCUGGCUGAGAUCAUCCCUCCGACGUCUCUGGCGGUGCCGCUGCUCGGCAAGUACCUGCUCUUCACCAUGGUGCUGGUGACGCUGUCCAUCUGCGUCACUGUCGGCGUGCUCAACGUCCACUUCAGGUCCCCAGCGACUCAUAAGAUGGCGCCGUGGGUGCGGCGUAUCUUCCUGUACCUGAUGCCGCGUCUUUUGCUGAUGAGGAGGCCUCUGUACGGUCCACGCCGGCAGAGUUUCGACCCCAAGACGCACCUGCAUGACCACGUGUGCACCGCCGGUGCAGAGUAUAUGUCCGGGGACACGUUCCGGGACCCGUACGCAGACGACUCCACGCCGUCUGCGUUUAAACUGAACGGUGGUUGUGGUGCACAAAAUUCAGAUAUAUUCGGGUGCACCAGCGAGGAGCCCCAGUACCCUCCGGAGGUACAGCGGGCGCUGGAGGGCGUCCAGUUCAUCGCCCGACAUAUCAAGGAAGAAGAUAAAACCAACGAGGCUCGCGAAGAGUGGAAGUACGCCGCACUCGUGCUGGACCGUCUCUUCCUGCUCCUCUUCCUGACCUCCAACAUCGCCGGCACGGCACUCAUUUUCCUGCGCGCCCCGUCCCUGUACGACUAUAGCCGGCCCAUAGAUAUCGACCAUAGCACCAUCGGCAUCUAUGCGCCGUCACCGGGCGAGCCGGAGGAUGUGGGCAUGUAUAACAUUGGCCCGUAGUGGCGCCGGCGGGCGCCGGCCGCCCACCCGCGAUCAUCCAGGACUGGAAGUACGUGGCCAUGGUGCUCGACCGGCUCUUCCUGUGGCUGUUCACUCUGGCGUGCGUGCUCGGCACGGUGGCCAUCAUAUUCCAGGCGCCGUCUCUGUACGACACGCGGGACGCCAUCGACUCGCAGUACUCCAAUAUCAAGGUGCCCACCACCGACCCCAGCUACGGCGGCUGAGCGGCUGGGCUGCUGGGCGGCUGGACGGGUGGCUGAGCAGCGCUGACCGCAGCUUGCAGCGACAAUAACCCUAUCACCCGGCAGCGAGCCGUGAAACGAGAAAACCCGUCCGGCACCCGUCAGCAGUCAGUCAGCGGUGGCAGCUUAGUCGGCAGGCGUCAGCGGUCAGCAGCGACGGACGCUCAGCGCCGGCCGUCAACAGUCAGCAGGUCACCAGCAGGGGGCAGCACUGCUGCCGCCGCGGCCGACUCCGGGCGACUGGACGGCGACCGACCGUAUACCGACUGCGUGGGGCGCCGGCUGUAUCACAGAGCGGCGUCUCCCGAGUCCACCUCCCUUCUCAAACUCUCUGACCGGUCACUGUGGACACUCCAAUGUACGAUGGCAGCGGUCCCCGCAGUCGGUCUGUGUGGGGUUAUCACCGUUCGGUGACUGUUGGCAAGUAGAGUGCAUGGGCAUCGUGCAUAGGUGGCCGGAAAGUGUAGCGAUGGGCGGAUUAAUGUCAAUGUGGGUCAGUGUGGAUCAAUAUUAGGCGAUUGAAAUCACAUGCUCGUAGUUUGCGGUUAACCUGUUCCUUUAUCUUUUCGGUGAAAACUAAGCAGGUCGUGUAAUCUUUUCGAAUGCUGACUUUCCAUAUUAAAAAGUAAGUUAUGAGAAGAUGAACGCCCAUCUUUUCGCCCAUGACAUCUUUUUCAUGUAGGCCGAUUUAACCUCAGCCCGUUUCGUAGCAGCUUUCGCUAGUUUUCUGAAAGUCAAAGUGAGAGCCAAAGUGAGAAUCAAAUUAAAAACAUGGCGACGCAAUGUGUGUGUAAAUGUACCUACAAUCUACAUGUAAUGUGCAUACGUGCGUAAGUGAUAUCUGUCCCAGAGACCAGACGGUGAGGGAUGUGCUCUAAGGUGCUUCCUUUAUGCUCUGAUAAAUAUCCAACCAGUUAUGAAUUCAAUUGUAGCUAUCGUGCUGGUUUCCAUGUUGGCACUAAUAUAAGCAAAAAUCAAUUAUAUGAAGAUGUAAAGCCAAACACAGUGUGAUUCACUUUCGAUUUAUGCAAUGUGCUAUUUCAAUGUAGGCAGUCUAUGUAUAACACUAUGUUCCUGUACAUAUGCGUGGAUUAGUUCUCUCUGGUUUCUGUGCAUCAUGUAAGCAAUCCUCUAGACCGUAGUAAACUGUAAAUAUGUCGGAGAAAUGUGAGAACUGUACAUAGCUACGCUGCAACCAUGGUGUGUGACAGUGCUGUUGGAAUGAUAACCAAGUGAUCGUGCUUCGCCGCACUGUUUGACCGUGCUUCGCUGCAACCAGUGACAUAUGCGACAGCUUUCUAUACAGGUGCCAAGUGUGUACCGUGCCAAGAUAUUUAUCAAUUGUUAAAUCAGUUUGUUGAUUGUUGAAUCCCGUGAUGCUGAUCUUCGUUUAGAUUGAGGUUACCUAGAUUUUGUAUGACGCGUUUAAUAGGUGACCUGUGUGAUGUCAACCUCUUGCUUCGUCUGGACACCUGAACUAUCAUCUUAACGGCGUUUCUAAGAAAAUGACAGAAAGAUCACAUCUGUUUUUAGCGUGGAUUACGUUAUCGUGAUGGAUGAUCAUAAACUUUAUGAGCUUAA